AUGCUCAUGGCUCCCCCGCAGCGGCAUGUCGCUGAAACAGUUUGUGCCCCCCGAGGAACGACCAGCCCGCAGACUCCGGACGAGUGGAUGCGGGAGUCCGGCGAGGCGACCGACAGGAUGACCACGGACGAGCUGCUGAGGGAGGUGGAGGCCGACACGUGCGCCUGGGCCCCCGGGCAGGCGCCUGGCGCGGGCUGCGGCGACCCUGGCGAGCUGCCGUGGAGCGGCGCGGAGGAGCUGCUCACCGUCUCCCCGCCGCAGGCGCGCCCGCGGCGCCCCCUGCUGGACCUUGCGGCGCCCGCGCGCGACGCCGCCACGGCGGGCGAGGGCCCUGGCGCCGCCGACGAGGAGGCCCAGGCCGCCGUGCUCGCCGCGCUGGUCGCGGCGGCGCUCGCCGCAACGGUCGCCCUCGACUGGGGCUACUUCGGGCCCCGGCGCCGGUCGGUGCGCGGCCUGCUGGAGGGCGCGCCAGAGGGCCCUGUCGCCGCCGCGCUCGCGGCGGCGUGGCCGAUGGCCGAGGGGCAGCGCGUGCCAGUGUUGCUCCUGGCUCUGGUGCUGGCGGCGUACUCGGUGCAGAUGCUGGACGGAGGCGUCUGCGCAUUCGGUGCGGUCGCCGGCACCGCGGCGCUCGCGUGUGGCCAGGUCUCGCGCAGGCUCCGGCAGGGCGGCGGGUGCAGCAAGAAGCUGCACGUGUGA
Molecule: messenger RNA, 696 nt
Organism: Prorocentrum cordatum
Lineage: Eukaryota; Dinophyceae; Prorocentrales; Prorocentraceae
Source: the annotation of a GenBank genome assembly